This is a messenger RNA of Telopea speciosissima, 798 nucleotides long. RefSeq lists its product as uncharacterized. The record is from RefSeq and is a predicted model, not a curated record. The transcript has a single exon. NCBI's taxonomy places the organism in Eukaryota, Viridiplantae, Streptophyta, Magnoliopsida, Proteales, Proteaceae. The coding region runs from base 1 to 798 and encodes 265 amino acids. Gene Ontology annotation, molecular function: nucleic acid binding; zinc ion binding.
AUGUAUGCAAGAAGAGCUACAAACGAUCUUCACAGAUUGAUGAAGGCAUUUAAGGAUUUCGACCCACGACGGUUCGAAGGAAACCUAGAACCACGUGAAGUGGAUGAGUGGAUUAUACACCUUGAAGAUAUAUUCGGCAUACUGGAGUGCACGGAUGAUCAGAAAGUCAAGUUGGCGGUGUUCAAACUAUCUGAUGAUGCCAAGUUGUGGUGGAAGGGAGUGGAAAGACUCCGCACGGCAGAGGGUCCGCCUCUGACGUGGCAGUUGUUCAAGGAUUCGUUCAACGAGAAGUAUUUUCCCGCGCAUGUUCGGAACAAUAUGACUGAAGAGUUCAUGGAUUUGAAGCAGAAAAACAUGACUGUGGCUCAGUAUGAGUCCAAAUUCUCCCAGUUGUGCCGCUAUGCUCCACACAUGGUAGUGACGGAAGAAUUGAAAGCAGACAAGUUUGUUAGAGGUCUUCGAACAUUUUUUAAGAAUAAAGUGUCACUUUUCGAGUUGAAGACUUUUGCAGCAGUAGUAAGAAAGGCGUAUGCUAUGGAAAAGGGGGAUAAUGAGUUACAAUCUGUCAGAGCUCAGCAGAACAAGAAUCGCAGUGGUAACUUUAAAGCUCAAGCUCCACUAGGAAAGAAGCCGAAGGUUCAGGGCUCACCAACAAAUGUUCAGAGUCAGCACCCUAUUUGUGCUCACUGUGGUAAACGUCAUGGAGGGACUUGUUUCAAGCUCACCAAUGCAUGUUUUAGUUGUGGACAGCAGAGACACAGGGUCAGUGAAUGUCCCAACCCGAAGAAAACUUUUUAG